Folsomia candida is the source of this 1923-nucleotide messenger RNA. Its product is annotated as ras-related protein Rab-1A. The record is from RefSeq and is a predicted model, not a curated record. The transcript has 10 exons. The coding region runs from base 603 to 1640 and encodes 345 amino acids. Lineage: Eukaryota; Metazoa; Arthropoda; Collembola; Entomobryomorpha; Isotomidae. Gene Ontology annotation, biological process: protein secretion; regulation of exocytosis. Gene Ontology annotation, molecular function: GTP binding; GTPase activity.
CAACCCAUGCAACGCAAAGGAAAACACUUGAACUUGCUUGGAUUCAUCAGAUCAUUUUAUUAUUAUUAUUCCACAGCAGUGCAACACUCAGCACUUCUUGGUUGGGUCUGUUUAAAUAAUAAACGUUAAAAAAUAUACACAAAUACAAAACAGCCCUUGUACCCUCAACCUCUACCUGUGUACACUUAGCUUACGUCCCGGCCAUGUGGCGUAGGAACUUAUUAAUGCGUGGUUUAAAUACUUGCAUAGUUUCGACCCGAGGAAUUUGUUCAUUAGGAUUAUUCUGUGCAGUGGACGUACGUAUCAAAGUCUGACAAUGAGUCAACAAAAGUGAUGUAGACAAAAUAACAGUUUAUUUCAGUUCCUUCUUCUGACGAUGACAUCUGCUUUAUCUUGAGAGGAAUUUCAAAUUACUUCUUGGUCAGGCCAUAUUCAGAUUGUCACGUUUCUAGUUAAUUCCGGGGAAAGUGCAACUAUCAGUGCUGCAUCAUUCACUAAACGAAGCUCGGACGCCAAGAUACAGAUUGAUACCUAAGCUCUGCACCCAGUGAUUUUCCGGGGAAAAUUCAUGAUUUUUUAUUCCGUUUACAAAUUGUGGAAAAAUGACGGACGCUUUUUCGUGCGCCCUAUGUUUGGAACUUUAUUCUGAUAACGGAGAUGAAGAUUAUUUCGUUUCGACGGACUGCGGGCAUGUUUAUCACUUCAUGUGUUUGAAACCAUCAUAUGACAACGGAUACAAUUUCUGUCCAGUGUGCAGAACUGAGCUGAACCUUGACAAACUGAGAAAACUGUAUGGCUUAGCUCCCAAGCAAAAAAAGAAGUUCCCAUUGCUAAACUUCCAACUUUCUCCGCCACCUUCCGCACCACUCCCAUCUCUCACCGAUGAGGUCAACAAGGAAUUUGACUACAAGUUCAAAAUUAUACUGGUUGGUGACGCAGGCGUUGGGAAAUCUAGUCUAUUGCAGCGAUAUUCGGAUGACCUGUACAGCGCAAAAGCGGUCACUACAGUCGGAUGUGAUUGGCGCUCAAAGUCCCUCAUUGUUGGAGGAAAAUUUGUAAAUUUAAGCAUUUGGGACACAGUGGGGCAAGAGCGUCACCGAUCUCUGGUCACAAACUAUGUCCGAGACGCUCAUGGGGCUCUAAUCUGCUACGAUAUUACAAAUGAAGACAGUUUCACUGAAAUUGAAUACUGGUGGAAAUUUGUCAAGGAUAACGGUUUAAGUGACUGCGCUAGAAUAUUGGUUGGAACAAAAACUGAUUUGGAUCAACAUAGACAAGUUCCCAAAUCAUCAGGAAAGGCAUUGGCUCAAAAACUCCGAAUUCCAUUUUUUGAAACGUCAGCAAAGGAUUCCUACAAUGUCGAAGCUACAUUUCGAACUCUGGCCGCAAAAAUCUUGGAGACUGACUCAUUACUUAAAGAAAUUGAAUACAGAAGGACGCAACAGGUCGGAACUCUUCGACUGUCAAGAGAUCAAACAGCUACCCUUGGACCAUUAGAAGGAGUUUGUUCAUAUAGUUGGCACUGGACAAAGGUUGGGGUGGUCGGAGCAGCAAAAGGGAUCAGAAAUGGAUGGAAUGCUAUCACGCUUUCAGAGUCUUCUUCUUCCUCCUCUUCACGGAAUAGAUCAAAUAAUAGUUAAUUGUUUAAGAAGAUUAUACAAAAUACACAAUACAACAAACUUUCCAAUUUAGGAUACGAAAAAAAAUAAUUUAAAAAUAACGCAUAAUAAUAAAGUUACCGAAUGACUGCAUGUAUGAGGUACGCAAAGAUUUUCUGUGUGUACAAGACACGUCUAUAUAAAUACGCAAAUAUGUUCCUGGAAAGAACGCUUGUAAUAUUAUUUAAGCAACUACCAGUAUUUACUUUGAUACUAAGGUUUUGUAGAUUUGUACUUUUAUUAAAUACAUCCGAUUCCAAUGUAA